CCUGGUCCUCUUUGGGCGUCAGUUUCCAUGCCUGUAAUGAAGGGGUUAGAUUGGACUAGUAACCAGUAUAAUGUUGAUGGUAAUAAGAGCUGGGGUGGGGAUCCCCGGCUUUGUUUCUAGGGGCUGGAAGAGCUGUAUCCUACGCCCGAUGCCAGUCCUCCAGUAGUUGUCAGUUGGGACAGGUGGACAGGACAGAGUAAAUAGCAGUGCCUGGCAGCCCACUGAAAAAUCAGAGGUAGGGAGGGGCUGUGCAGUCCACAGGAAGAAGGCCACACGUAUGCCUGGGAUCUAAGCAAGCCACUCAGAAGACGUGGGAGAAGCAGUUUUCACCAUCUCCUCCCCCGCCUCCCCCACAGAGGAGGAAGUUGUCACAGAUAUAUAGAUCCAGGCGCGCCAGCUCCUGACACACGCAUCACGACCAUGAGACAGAACUGGAUUCCAGACCCCAGCCCUCUUUGGGCCCUGCUCCUCUGUGCGCACAUCGUCUCCCACCUGGCCAGAGCCACACCUGUGCCUCAGGCCACUACAGCUGCCACUGCCUCAGCUGGGAUUGCAAAGGACACCUGCCCCUCCCGGCCCCCAGCACUCCCGACAGCUAAGCAGUGCCCAGCAUUGGAGGUGACCUGGCCGGAAGUGGAAGUCUCACUGAAUGGAACGCUGACCUUGUCCUGUACCGCCUGCAGCCGCUUCCCCCACUUCAGCAUCCUUUACUGGCUGGGCAACAGCUCCUUCAUUGAGCACCUCCCGGGCCGGCUGCGGGAGGGCAGCACCAGGCGGGAGCACAGGGGCACGAGGACCCAGCUGUGGAGGGCCUUGGUGCUGGAGGAGCUCAGCCCAGCCCUGCGAGACACCAACUUCUCCUGUGUUUUCUCGGAUCCUGGGCAGACUGCCCAGCGUCACCUCGUCCUGGCCCAGCUCUGGGCUGGGCUGAGAAAAGCGUGCCCCCCGACACAAGAAGCCCCAUCCUCCAGCAAGUCCCCUCAGCCUCACCAUCCUGAUAAUGAACCCCAAGCUCCAAAGCCUGGUUGAAAUGCCACCUCUUCAUUGAGGUAUACACGCUCUCAGCCCAGGCCACAUUCUGCAUCGACUUGUAUUUGUUUCCUUUAAUGGACUGUCCCAGGGAAGGUAUGCGGGGAGAGGCUGCUUCUGACCCAUAGCUGUAUCUCUGUCACCCCAGCAAGACCUACGACGGGUGCUCAUAAAUGAUCUUCAGUGGUGGCGUU
Molecule: messenger RNA, 1223 nt
Organism: Balaenoptera ricei (Rice's whale)
Lineage: Eukaryota; Metazoa; Chordata; Mammalia; Artiodactyla; Balaenopteridae
Gene: IL18BP
Product: interleukin 18 binding protein
Biological process (GO): T-helper 1 type immune response
Molecular function (GO): interleukin-18 binding
Source: RefSeq, a predicted model, not a curated record